CAAUGAAAAGACGUUUCUAGCCUGCAAUAACAGUUGCAUCCCCAGAGCAACAGAAAACGCUGAAUGACCACACCUCCAGCUGGCCAGUGCAAAGCUAACCUGGGUCAACCUGAGCCAGCGGGAUGAGCACCUAGCACUCAGCCUGGCAGCACCCAGGGGACCUGACCCCAUGGCAUCUACCCAUCCUGAGCUGUGACCCACAGGGGGAUCAUUCCCUGCCUAGCCCCCCCUAAUGGCUCCAGUAGAGAAGCAGGCUGAUGAUGAAGGUGCAGAGUUCCCCUCCAUGCCCAAUGUAGGGGUGACUGCAACCAGGUCCAGAGGAUGGCUGGAGCCCAGCAGGAGGACCCCAUCACCAGCAGGACCAUGGACCACAUACACAGCCCUGCUGCUGGUGGCAGUCCUCAUCCCAAACCUACAGCCCCCAGUGCAAGCCCUGGACGAUUCUUCAACUCAACCAGCAGAUGUAAACACAUCAGCAAGUGACUCACCUAUAUGGCCUUCCCAAGGAGUAACGUCUUCCUCUACAGCCAAUGAUCCUUUGGAAAUCAUGGGACAAUUAACAGACAAUGCCACUUUGUAUUACAAUUCAUCAACAUUACCCAACACAAACACCAAGUCUAGUGAUAAUAGCCAAACCACCAAUGGACAGGAAAAUAUAACCAUGUUUUUGGAAGAAUUCAAUUCUUCACUUGAAGUUUCAUCCCAGCCAAAAGACAAAACAACCUCAAUAUCAGUUUCAGCUUCGUUACCUACAGGUGAAUUACCAGCAGUUUCUCCUACUGAAAAUACAACUCAAAACUUGAGUACCAUAUCAAUGAUGCAAACUUCUGCCUCUCUUGAAACUCACACUAUCCCCACAUCAACUUAUGUGCCCUCUUUAAUGUUAAGUACAUUGCUAACCACCACUCUUGCUAAGACAACUACUAAGGCUCAUACUUUAAUAUCAGUUAAUGAAACCACAUUGAUCACACCAACAAGUACCCACACCUCAUUCCUUUCAACGUUAGGAUCACAAACCACAAUGAUACCAACUUUGUCUUUGUCAACACAUGCACCUAGUACACCAUUAUCUGCAACUGUAAAACCCACAAAUCCCGACACUAUCAAAACAUCACCAAUGCUUGUGGUAACCACCACUCCACCGUCAACUUCUACAAGAACAACUACAAAGACAAUGGCAUCUGUAACAACUGUAACAAAUGCAACAGCCAUUUAUAGCACAGUUCCCACAACAGCACCUACUAUAGUGACAAUGACGCCUUCUCCCUUGGAGUGCAAAAUCUCAUCAUACACUAUGGUAAAAACGGUUCUUACUCUGUCGCAGCAGUUGAACGUUGCAGAAAAAGAGAUUGUUGUGAAGAAUCUGACAGAUGCCAUAAAUCAGACUUUGUAUCUAGUUUUGAAUCUACCAAUACAAGUAUUGGUAAACAGCACGACGCUAAAUAUGGACAGUCAACAAUCAAACAAUGUUACUGUGGGGUAUUCCAUCUUAGUGAAUUCUUCGGUUUAUGUUCCGUCCGUCAUCGUGGAUAUUCUUGUGGCUAACACCACCACGUUUAGGGACAAUCUGAACCAUCACAUUCCAAGUCUUCAGUCAGUUCCGGUAUUAGCUGUUCAAUGGGAGCCGGUACCAGGAUAUAAUUACCAGUUAAAAACAGUUCUAAAGUUAAUGGGUCCUAUCGGAAAUAUCCAAACUUGCAGCUAUGUACAAAGUAUGGAAGGAAAAUUGAUGGUUGCGUUUGAGAAGGCAGAGAUCACUGAAACUGGAAAGAAUAGCAACCUCACUGUGCAGAUUCUGAGUACGUCACAAACUAACCAGAUCUUAACCCUGAUCUAUGUCGUGAGCAAUGGUAGCCAACUACUGGAAGGCACAACAUCCAGUAACCUCCUAAACGUAUUGACCGGAGAGGUAGUCGGCUACUAUCUGGGAGACCCCCCUUUAAUCAUCGCAGAACCAUUAUAUUAUCCAAGUAUUGAUGUUUCUGAAACGACAAUAAAUAGCUGGGUGAUCACAGUCAUACUUGGCGUCGAUGACACAUUGUUGGGAAUUAACAACCAGAGUUUUGCAAGGUUAAUGGAAGAGCGACUGGCCAAACUGUUUCAAUUAUCUGGACAACAAUCUAGAAGAUUUAAACGGGCAACCACCGUAGGAAGUUAUACGGUUCAGAUGGUGAAGAUGCAACGUGUAGCGGGAUCUAGCAAUCCAGCUGAACUGACUUACUAUGCUUUGAACAACGGAGUUCCCAUACUGGGAAAUGUAGCUGCGAAGCAACUGAGCACCAUCGACCCUCAAACUAUGGCUCUCACCUUGGGCUACAUCGUAAGAGUUCAAGCUGAACCCGUUAUAAAAAAUCCUCCAAAUAAUUUAUGGAUUAUUGCUGCAGUGCUGGCACCCAUCGCUGUUGUCACGGUGAUCAUCAUCAUCAUCACUGCCGUUCUCUGUAGAAAGAACAAAAGUGACUUCAAAUCAGAAAAUAUCAGCAAUAUGCCCCCAAGAACCAAGCCUGUCCAAGGCUUUGAUUAUGCCAAGCAGCACCUGGGCCAGCAAGGAGGAGAAGACGAUGUACUUCCUGUCACUCAAGAAACCGUGGUCCCAUCACUGAACCUGUCUCAGGAACGAGACAGCACCCAAGAUGGAAGUACGGAAAAAAUGCUCAAGUCCUCAGACACAAGGAAAAGCCGCUCGCCUUGUGAGAAUGGUUCCGUCAUCAGUAACGAAUCGGAGGACGCCAGCUCAGACAGGAGCACGCCACAGAAAGUAAUGGCUCAGCACAGAGUCACAAAGGACGAGGCGUGCAAGCGGAACGUGCCAAUAAGCGAUGAAGAGGAGGGGAUUAUGCAAUAUGACAAGAACACAAAAAUGGCACCUGAUCCAUUCGAUUCGUCUUCUGGUUCUGUGCAGCUGAUUGCAAUAAAACCAACUUCUCACCCAGCAACAGACAGAAAUCAAGAUUUGGCAGCCAUCAAUGGAGAGGUGAACAAAGCACUGAAGCAGAAAUCUGACAUAGAACAUUAUCGCAAUAAACUGCGCCUCAAAGCCAAACGGAAAGGAUAUUAUGACUUCCCACCAGUAGAGAGCAAGUCUCUCACGGACAGAAAGCGGAAGAUGUACGAGAAAACUCAAAUGGACAUAGACAACGUUCUGGAUGCAGAUACCGACACGUCUUCUCCAUUCACAGAGCCUAAGCACAGACAACCAUCAAUAAAGAACCAUCCAUACAGAAGUAGACAGUCUCUGAACAGCCCAAGUCCAGGGGAGACGGAGAUGGAUCUCCUCGUGACUCGAGAAAGACCUCAUCGUGGAAUACGCAACAGUGGCUAUGAUACGGAACCCGAAAUAAUUGAAGAAACUAACAUUGAUAGAGUGAAACAAGCCCGGACGUUCAUCAAGUCACGACAAGCUAAAGGCCACUCGGAAACAUCCACGUUGAGCUCUCAGCCUUCCAUAGAUGAAGUCAGACAGCAGAUGCAUAUGCUUUUGGAAGAAGCAUUUAGCCUGGCAUCUGCUGGCCACGGAAGACCCAAAAGACAACAAGAUCCUUAUGCAUCAGCUCAGCACAUGCCAUAUUCCGAUGUUGUCACCAGCGCCCCUGGAACAAUGUCAAGACCUCGGAUGCAAUGGGUGCCAACCUAUGGGCCAGAAAUGUACCAGUAUAGCCUUCCUAGACCAACCUAUCGGUUUUCACAUCUUCCUGAGAUGGUUGUAGGCUCCCCACCUCCUCCUGUCCCUCCUAGAACUGGUCCUGUAGCAGUUGCAUCGUUAAGGAGGUCUACGUCUGAUGUGGCAAAUAAGAGCCGAAUACCGGAGCCCAGUGGAAAUGAUCAGGGUCCAGGUGAGCAUGGGGCUUUUCCCCCAGUUCAAAGGGCACCGGUGCCAGUGACCCAAAUGGAUCAGUCAGUAUCAAAUUAUGCAGGUAACUCUGUGCCAGCCGUAUUCGCUAUUCCGGGAAACCGAUCAGGAUAUUCUGGGUACUAUGUCCAGCAGCCUCCAACAACGUACAGGAACCAAGGUUGGAUGUCUUACCCAGGAGAAAACGAAUUACCAGGACAAUGGGCCGAUUCAGUUCCACUUCCUGGCUAUAUUGAAGCCUAUCCAAGGCCGAGAUACCCACAGAAUUCUCCGUCACGACUGCAACGGCAGUUUAGCCAACCGGUCAAUAUACAUUCAAACCUGGAUCACGCGGCUGGACCAUCCAUUGGGGCUUCUCAACAAAGUCUUGCAGAUACUGACACUCCGGAUGCUUCCAUCACUAAUCUAUCCACUGCUGCGUUGGUAAAAGCCAUAAGAGAAGAAGUUGCCAAAUUGGCCAAAAAACAGACAGAUAUGUUUGAGUUUCAGGUUUGAGACAAGUGACAAAGUGUUGGUGUACCUUCACACAAAAAAACACUCUCUGCGACUUAAGGCUAAUAAGUGACGUUGUAUCAAAUCUCUGGUUUCAAAUUCUUUUUUUUUGUAAAUAAAAUUUAAAAGUAAGUGGGGGACAAGCAGAGAUCAGCGACAGACUGGUUCAAGAAAAUUCAUACCAAUGUGUCUUUAUAUAUGUAAAAUUAACACCAAUUUUCUAUUGAAAUCAGCAUCAACUUAAAUAAUAUAUAAAACAUUCUUGUGUAUGCCGAAUGCUCAUCAACAGAAAUUAAGAAAUAUAUAACAAAAUCGUAAAAUUUACAGUAUUAUGCAUUUUCAGAGAACAAAACACAUAACAGUUAUUAAUAUGAUCACAUUGACUUACAGGAACAUUUAGUGCUGUGAUUUUUUAAAAUGAUAUAUUUUUUGUUAAAUACAAUCUGAGCCAGUAGAGUAUUUUUCGGAGUCUCCUCAAACUCAAGACAAAAUGAGAAGGCACUGAAAUAAAGAGGUGAACCAAUGGUGUAUAUGUGUAGAUGAACAAAUAUUGGCUCGUUACCUAUUAUGCC
This is a messenger RNA of Pelobates fuscus (common spadefoot toad), 4914 nucleotides long. Its product is annotated as KIAA1549 like. Bases 233 to 4345 code for a protein of 1370 amino acids. The record is from RefSeq and is a predicted model, not a curated record. The transcript has 21 exons. Lineage: Eukaryota; Metazoa; Chordata; Amphibia; Anura; Pelobatidae.